Neopsephotus bourkii (Bourke's parrot) is the source of this 706-nucleotide messenger RNA. RefSeq names its product twist-related protein 2-like. The coding region runs from base 138 to 704 and encodes 188 amino acids. The record is from RefSeq and is a predicted model, not a curated record. Gene Ontology annotation, molecular function: RNA polymerase II transcription regulatory region sequence-specific DNA binding; protein dimerization activity; DNA-binding transcription factor activity, RNA polymerase II-specific. NCBI's taxonomy places the organism in Eukaryota, Metazoa, Chordata, Aves, Psittaciformes, Psittacidae. Gene Ontology annotation, biological process: developmental process; regulation of transcription by RNA polymerase II. The transcript has a single exon.
UGGUCUGUGCCUGGUCCGCCCACUGUCCUCCUCACCCUAUCAGCAAGAGCCAUUCCCCAAAGUUAUCCGAACGCCUUCCUCUGCGUAGCCCAAAGGAAAAACCAACCGAGCUCCUUGGAGGGCUCCGCAAGGCUUGGAUGCUCCAAGCUGCACCUCUCGACCUCUCCAGGCCACCACUCCCAUGUCCUGCGUCCAUCGCAUCUCCUGAAGAGCCCGGUGCCGAGAGCAUGAAGGAGGAGAACCCGUGCCCGGCCUCACCCGAGGGCAGCGUGGACGAGGAGGAGGAGGAGGGCGAGCGGGUACCCAAGAGAUGCCCCCGCAAGCGGGGCCAGGGGGGCGAGGAGCGCGGGCUCCCAUCGCCGCAGGGCAAGCGGAGCAAGCGCAGCCCCGCGCCGCAGCCCCUGGAGGACGCGCACACGCAGCGCGUCAUCGCCAACGUGCGCGAGCGCCAGCGCACCCAGUCCCUCAACGACGCCUUCGCCGAGCUGCGCAAGAUCAUCCCCACGCUGCCCUCCGACAAGCUCAGCAAGAUCCAGACCCUCAAGCUGGCCGCCCGCUACAUUGACUUCUUGUACCAGGUCCUGCAGAGCGAUGAGCUGGACCACAAGGUCGCCAGCUGCAAUUACCUGGCCCACGAGAGGCUCAGCUACGCCUUCUCCGUCUGGAGGAUGGAAGGGGCUUGGUCCAUGUCUGCAUCCCACUGAGA